This is a messenger RNA of Daktulosphaira vitifoliae (grape phylloxera), 3721 nucleotides long. It is a transcript of the gene rst, whose product is annotated as irregular chiasm C-roughest protein. Gene Ontology annotation, molecular function: cell adhesion molecule binding. The coding region runs from base 429 to 2837 and encodes 802 amino acids. Gene Ontology annotation, cellular component: cell-cell junction. The record is from RefSeq and is a predicted model, not a curated record. NCBI's taxonomy places the organism in Eukaryota, Metazoa, Arthropoda, Insecta, Hemiptera, Phylloxeridae. The transcript is spliced from 11 exons. Gene Ontology annotation, biological process: cell-cell adhesion.
GUCGGUCGUCCGGCGUGUGUCAGCCCGCCCUAUCGGGAGCACCGGCAACUAAGAACGCCGUCGCCGCCUCGAGUGUGUAGUAUCUCGUGGUUUCUCCGGCUUCUGGAAUGCAGUCCCUUUGCUCCGUUGUCGGCGUGCGGCCAUACGUUGCUCAGCCAGUGUGUCGUUGGUCGCGUGUUGUGCUCGAUCGUGUAAUUGUCGUAAAAAAAUUAUCAAUUAAAAAACAUAGUGCGGCGGUCGGGUAUUGUGCGUCGAGUAAUUUUUCACCGGUACGGAUGUCGACCGACCGGAUUAAUUAGAUUAUUAUUUACUUUAGCCGCACGCGUUCUGUAGGUCAUUACAAGUGUUUAUUUUGUUCUCGGAGGGUUGUUGUACACAUAUGGAAUUCAAAGGAUUGCCGUCAACAAACAACGGAUGAUCGAGCGACGAUGAAACGAUUAAAGAUAACAUUAAUAUUAAUAAUAACAAUAACCGCUUUUAUCAGAGGCGUUUCAUCUGACGACCCAUGGCCGGAGCAGUCGUUUGCCACCGAACCGGACGACCGAAGUGUUGCUGUUAACGGAGCCAUCACGCUACCGUGUAGGGUCAACAAUCUCGCUGGACAACUCCAAUGGACCAAGGACGACUUUGCCUUGGGUACCAACCGCAAAUUGUCAUACCACGGUUACCCGAGAUACUCUAUGACGGGUACCGACGAACGAGGUGAAUACAAUUUAGAGAUGAACCCGGUGACGUUGGACGAUGACGGUGUGUACCAGUGUCAGGUCGGCGUAGGCAAACACGAUGAACCUGCCAUCAGGUCCAAGAAAGCCACGAUUACUGUGCUGGUUCCGCCAGAUCGGCCACGAAUCCUUCAGGGCGACUUCCUCAUCCUCACGGAAGGCAAACCGAUAGAUCUGGAAUGCGUGUCCGAUGGUGGCAAACCCCCAGCAGAGAUUACUUGGACCGACGGCACCGGCAUUCCACUCGCCGAAGGCGUCAAGUCUUAUAUCUCGACAAUGGCUGCUGAUAACCGGCGAUUUUCUACGCGGUCAGUUUUGAAAAUGAUACCCAGAAAAGAAUACCACAACACUUCAGUGUGGUGCCAGGCACAGAGCACUGCCAGUGACAAUAAGCUUCGAACGAAAAUUCAUCUACACAUCAAAUACGCUCCCAAGGUGACUAUGACGAUUGGAAGUCCAGGUAAAGACUUAAUCGAAAGUUCUGACGUGCAGUUCCUGUGCAUGGCUAAGGCUAAUCCGCCGGAAAUUACCUACCGAUGGUUCGUUAAUGACCAGGUCGUUUCGGGUGAGACUACGCCAGAAUUGUGGAUGACUAACGUAACCAGAAAAUACCAAAAUUCUAUUGUGAGAUGUGAAGCUCAAAACGUUGUUGGAAAAACGGAAGACUCCAAAGUGUUAGAUAUAUUAUACAAACCGCAAUUCAGAGUCCGCCCCAGAAACGUGCAGGCCGAAGCAGGAAACGCCGUGACUUUGACGUGUGACGUAGACAGCAACCCGGCAGCCGACAUUGUGUGGACCCAUGAAAAAACCAACAAGGUGGUCGGUUCGUCGUCUAAUCUUACCAUACAGGUGACCAGCAUCACUUCAGGACGGUACUAUUGCAGAGCUACGGCUCCAGGGUUCGGCGAGAUAGGCGCAGAGGCAACGGUGUUGGUCAAGGGUUCUCCCGUGAUCGGCACCCGACCCGUGCAGUACGGUGUGUUGGGCGAUACUGUCCGACUGGAGUGUUCCGCUUAUUCAGUGCCGGUGGCCGACAGGAUCGUAUGGACGUUCCAGGGUACUGUGGUCGGCAAGGCCGAUCAGAAAUACUAUACGGUGCUGGAGGACACUUUGGACGACGGCGGAGUGAGGAGCACUCUGGUCAUCAGAGAGUCCAGAAACGAACACUUUGGAACGUACAACUGCACAGCGUCCAACGUGUACGGCUUUGACUCGGUCAACAUCGCAUUGAUGCCAAGAAAAAAUUUUCUAUUGUCCAUUGUCGUGUUCGGCGCCGGUGGUGGACUGCUGGUCGUUUUAGUCAUUACAGCCAUAGCUCUACUGUGGCGCCGGUCCAAGGCAGCAUCCGCCGCUACCGACAAGAAGAUAUCCAUCAAAAAUAAUUUUAACGAGCCCGAUAAACAUUGCAGCAAGGAAUCCGACAUUUCGUCAAACGUAUCUGAUAUUAAAUUGGAAAUGGGCACUGCCGGUUCAUCGUUAAGCAGCACAUAUCAGUACAAGAUUGACUACGGUGACGGUACCACUGGCUCUGAUCGGCCAUCUACACCAAAGAGCGGCAGCGAGACUGGACUAGCACCCCGAGUGGGCGGUGGCAUACCUUUAGCUGGACCUGUACCGGUCGAUCCUCGCUAUUCCGUUGUUGCCAAUGGCCAUUUAUAUUCGUCUGGUGUCGACUACGUAGAUCCAAUAUACCGCACGAUCAACAAACAUUCGGAUCGGCCAGCCAGCAGUAACGGCUAUAUCUCAGCCGACCGUUUAUACGAUCUCAGUCCAGCAUCAGCAACCCCUGCAACUCUUAUUCAAGAUAAUGUCGGUUUGCCCUCAUUGGAUAUGAAUGGUGGACGUCCAAAGAGUGGCGGCGACCCAGCUGCUCUGCUUCAAUACUCAGCCACUUAUGGCAAUCCUCACCUGAAGCCCAAUGGAGCUCAAUGGUUACCUUCUCAACAUCUAUAUGCUAGACUGGAGCCACCUCCUUAUAGUGUCAUGUUGCGCACUGGCGGUCAUCAGCAGAAACAAAGCAAUGUAGGUCGCAGUACUUCAGUUGUUUUAUCUGGUAACAGUUCCAAUUAUCACAUAGGAGUCGCCAAGAGGCAAACUCUUGCCACACACGUUUGAAUCGUCAGAUACGUAUCAAAAAAAAGGCUGAUAUUAUUUAAUAAGAUUAAUUAAUGAUUUUUACCUUAAUUAAUAAGUAACAAUGUUCUUGUUCUACUCGAAAAUUUAACUCCUAUAAAAUUUAUUUUAUAGAAGUAAUUUUUUUUCAAAUAUUCAAAGAGAAUUAUGAUAACAUUAAUUUUUGUAAUUAAAAAACAUAUUCUAAACAUUUGUUUAUUUUUUUUUUGGAAUUAAAUUUUAACAAAUUCACUUAAAUGAAUUAAAAUUAUAUGUUAUUUUAAAUACCAGUAUGGGUUCAUCUUAGCUUUUUCAUAUUUGAUAUUAUAUAAAAACUGUGAUAUGAUACCAUGUUAAUAAUCUACUGUAAAUAAUUUUAUUUUUGUCAUAUCUAAUCAUGAAUGAAACCAAGUUAACUAAAGAUUUAAAUAUUCUUUAUUGUAAUGCAUAACUGUUUUUAUUGUAUUAUAAGCAAUAGGUAUGUUUAAAAUUUAUAAGUUGAAAAAUUAAAUUUUAAAUGAAUUUUCAGAACUUUUGAGAAUUAAUCGAUUAUUCAUACCGGGACUGCGAAAAAGGCAUUUAUCUUGUUAUUGUCCACUUUAUGAAUAUUUAUAUACUUUAAUUAUGUUAUUACAUAGAUCAAAUUUUUAAUUGUAUGUCUUAAAUUACUUUGUUUUGUUUUAAAUUUGUAUAAAAGUACGAUUCUUUUUGUUGUUGUUAUUACUCAUUUGUUAAUAAUGUAUAUUUUGAUAAAAGUAUAUAUUUAUAUAUUACAAAAAAAAAAUAUUUGAACUAUAUUAUGUAAGUAGUGUUAUAAGUACUUCAAAUGUAUAUUUGUUUUAUUUUGAUUAUAUUCUUGUUUAUUUUCAAAAGUCUUUAUGCCUUGU